Stegastes partitus (bicolor damselfish) is the source of this 1721-nucleotide messenger RNA. Its product is annotated as inhibin beta B chain. Gene Ontology annotation, cellular component: extracellular region. Gene Ontology annotation, molecular function: growth factor activity; cytokine activity; hormone activity. The record is from RefSeq and is a predicted model, not a curated record. NCBI's taxonomy places the organism in Eukaryota, Metazoa, Chordata, Actinopteri, Pomacentridae. The coding region runs from base 147 to 1298 and encodes 383 amino acids. The transcript has 2 exons.
UUUCACAGCUCCUGUCCUCACGGUGUCCAGCUGCUACCAAGGACCUCUCGCAACAUUUGGGAAACUUGUGAUUUCCCAAAGAACAACUCAGGGAAGAGGAUUUGAAGAUUUUUUUUAUUUGUCGUUCACGCUCUCUGAGUGCAAAAAUGCAUUUAUUCACUUCAGAAUCAAGGAUCGCGUCGUCCUUUUCAGUCACAGCGUUUCUUUUUUUGGCACCCUUGCUGUUAAAGGGUCUCUGGGUCAGUGGCUCCCCGGGCUGCGCGUCCUGUGGCUUGUCGGCGAUGGACAAAGACGCAGAGGAAAGGCUGAUGAUAGAGUUCGCCAAGCAGCAACUUUUGGAGAAGCUGCACCUGAAAGAGAGACCAAACAUCACUCAAACGGUGCCUCGUGUGGCGCUCCUUACUGCGCUUCGCAAACUGCACUCGGGGCGCGUCAGACAGGAUGGUACCCUCGAACUAGAAAACAAUAUACCAACCAAAGAUCAAGGCUAUGAAAUAGUGAGCUUUGCAGAUAUACAUGAGGCAUAUAAUGGGGAUAAGGCCAGCCUUAGCCUUACCUUCCAGUUUCUGCAGGAACAUGGCCAAAGUAUACAGGUCCUCCAGUCAUCUCUGUGGAUCUACGCCCACUCCUCUGAAGACCCUCACAGGGACUCCCGUCUCCUUGCCCGUGUCUUCCUCUCCGCAGAUGAUGGGCUCUCAGACUCUAAUCGCACCCUGGUGAUAGAAAAGAUGCUGGAGGUCCAGGAGAGUAAUUGGCACACUUUCCCCAUUACCCGCACCCUGCAGUCCUUCCUGGAUGGGGGAAAGCGGCGCCUACGGCUUGAGGUCAGCUGUGAAGAAGAUGGGAAGAACCUUUGCUCCCUGGACACCUUGGGUGACACCCCCAACCAGCCCUUCCUGGUGGCUCAGGUCCGUCUCCGUGAAGACCACUCCAAACGCUCACUCAGAAAACGUUCGUUGCGUUGUGGUGCCGAUGUAACAGUGUGCUGCAAGAGAGACUUCUACAUCAAGUUCAAAGAUAUCCAGUGGGAUGAGUGGAUCAUUGCACCUGAAGGCUACCAUAUGAACUACUGCAUGGGCCAGUGCCCCCAACAUCUGUCUGGCUCCCCAGGAAUAGCAUCCUCCUUCCAUGCCACUGUCUUUAGCCAGCUCAAAGUCAAUGGCAUUAACACAGCUACAACUUCAUGUUGCAUUCCCACUGAGCGCCGACCACUCUCCAUGGUCUACUUCAACUCCCAGCACAGCAUUGUCAAAACAGAUGUCCCUGACAUGAUAGUAGAAUCCUGUGGAUGUACAUAAACGACAGAAUAUGGAAGACAUGGUUUAGUUAAUAGAUUUUUUUGUAUGUGUGUUGUAGACAGGUGGGUUAGAAGAAAUACAGAAACACACAUGAACAGUGUAGGCAUGUAUACUAGCGCUUGUGUUACUUUUCCACACAUGACUACAAGCUACAAAAUAAGAAAUAAUCAUCAUAAAAAGUUACAUUCUUAGCAAUAUAGAUGCUAAAUGUGUAAUUUUAUAUUUUUUCCCCUCAAAGGAAUAGAUUUUUUAAAUAAGUUUGUUUUGUCGUUGAAAGGUGUGUCAUGUGUAUUUUACACAAAGAUUAAAAAAAGGCACACGCAUUCUAUUCAAAAUUAAGAUUACACUAGGAAAAUUAUAGGCACAAAGAAAUAGAAAUUUUUACGAGUAUGGCCAUGGCAGUCCAACAUAUUUUAGUGAGAA